AUGAAAAUGGAGCCGUGGACUUCCCCGGCGAGCCUUAGCACGGGGAAGGUGCUGGGAGGGAGCGGAAAGGGUCCCGCCGCCACUCUACCUGGUUGCGUUGGAGAGCUUCCAUGGUGCCUAGCGCCCCAAAGAGUGACGCAAGUCCCUGAUGGAGGAGUCGCCAAGGGAUGGGAAGCCCAGUGGCAGGAAUUCUUGAAGGCUCUGGAUUCCCCUCAGUUGGCAUGGGGGAACCCAGAGCUGAGAGACCCUGGGCCCUGGGACAACACCCAGGCUUUUCUGGCCUCUUUCGAGCAUGUGGCCAAAGCCUGCCGGUGGCCCAGAGAAGAGUGGGCGGCCUGGCUACUGCCGGCGUUGAGUGGAGAAGCCAAACAGGCCUUUGAUGGCCUGGAAGCCAGAGACAGAGGGGAUUAUGGGAAGGUGAAGGCCGCCAUCUUGCGAGGGGAAGCCAUCCAAACGGAGGCCCAGCGCCAGCACUUCCGGCAGUUCUGCUACAGGGAAACGGAAGAUCCGCGUAGGAUUUACAGUGAACUCCAGGAGCUUUGCCGGCAGUGCUGGGUCCGGGAAUGCGGCCCGGAGAACGGCAUCGAGACGACGGCCCUGGUGGAAGCUUUCCUGAUGAGCCAGCAAGAGGCUGAUGUGUGGAAAUGGCAGGUGCCGUCAAAAGGUGCGAUUUGGAAUCCACUGGACCUUGGGAAGAGAGCGUUGGACACGGAGGCCAAGGAGAGGGAUGAUAAAGACGUUGGAUCGCUAGAUGGUAGACUAAUUUCCUCUGAUCAUUCCACAUCAUUGAUUCCCCCUGAGGAACAGGAAUUGGUCAAACCGGGGCCAACGGAGAUGGCAGACUGUUCGUCUAGUCUUACUGGUCGGCUGGCAUCCGUUUGUCAAGCUAUUAAUAAGUUGCCUGGGUCGCCACAGGAGGAUGAAGGCUCCGUGGACUUUGAGCUGGCUGUGCAUUUCACGGAGGGGGAACAGGCCUCGUUCGAUCCAAGUCAAAGAGCGCUCCGCAGGGAAAUCCUGCAAGAUAACUAUGGGAAUGGGUCAUCUCCGGCAGUAGAGGAGAUCAAAGAGGAGAUUCUUCUGUGGAACAUCCCUGAGACGGUUGUGCCCCAUGAGAUGUACCCGGAAAGAUCCCACGUUGAUAUUUCGAUGGAACCUGAGAUCUGCAAAGGAGGCGGUGAUUUGGAGCGGCUUCAGGGGAGGAAGCCGAUGCAGAGGCGGCGCGGGGCUGUUCAGCUUGCGGAAGGGUUGAGGACCUUCCACAAACGUCUGCCCCACGACAGCGAGAGGAAGCAUCCGUGCCUCCAGUGUGGAAAAACGUUCCAGUACCAAUCCCAGCUCAACAAACACCAGAUAAUCCACACAGGCUUGAAGCCCUACGGAUGCGCCGUCUGUGGGAAAAGCUUCCAAAGAAAAGACAACCUUCUGGCACAUCAGAGAACCCACACAGGAGAGAAGCCACACGGCUGCCUGGAAUGCGGGAAAAGCUUCCAAAGAAAAGACAACCUUCUGGCACAUCAGAAAACCCACACAGGAGAGAAGCCACACGGCUGCCUGGAAUGCGGGAAAAGCUUCCAAAGAAAAGACAACCUUCUGGCACAUCAGAAAACCCACACAAGAGAGAAGCCACACGGCUGCCUGGAAUGCGGGAAAAGCUUCUGCAACAGAGUCAAGUUCCUGAGACAUCGGAGGAUCCACGCUGGGGAGAAUCCUUAUGAAUGCCCAUGGUGCAGGAAGAGUUUCUGUCGGAAAAGCAGUCUUGUUGCACAUCAGAGAAUCCACACGGGGGAGAGACUGCAUGCAUGCUCAGAAUGCGGGAAACGCUUCAGUGAGAAAGCCAAAUUGAGAAGACAUCAGAGAGUCCACACAGGAGAGAAACCUUACUCCUGUCCCAGGUGUGGGAAAAGCUUUAAUCAGAGGGAGACCUUGAUGAAACAUCAGAGAGUCCACACGGGAGAGAAACCUUACGAGUGUCUGGAGUGCGGGGAAUGCUUUGGCCAGAAAGUGACACUGCUUAGACAUCGGAGAAUUCACAUGGGAGAAAACAGUUAA
Molecule: messenger RNA, 2049 nt
Organism: Elgaria multicarinata webbii
Lineage: Eukaryota; Metazoa; Chordata; Lepidosauria; Squamata; Anguidae
Product: zinc finger protein 154-like
Exons: 7
Coding region: 1-2049 (682 amino acids)
Biological process (GO): regulation of transcription by RNA polymerase II
Molecular function (GO): RNA polymerase II cis-regulatory region sequence-specific DNA binding; DNA-binding transcription factor activity, RNA polymerase II-specific
Source: RefSeq, a predicted model, not a curated record